Messenger RNA from Daphnia pulicaria, 3283 nucleotides. RefSeq names its product perilipin-4-like. The record is from RefSeq and is a predicted model, not a curated record. The coding region runs from base 295 to 3120 and encodes 941 amino acids. Lineage: Eukaryota; Metazoa; Arthropoda; Branchiopoda; Diplostraca; Daphniidae. The transcript is spliced from 30 exons.
UCCUAUGACUAUGCAAAACGUAUUUCUCAAUCUCUGUUCCCUUGUGCUUUACGUUUCGCGAUAAAUGUAUCGCUAAGCUGGACCAAGAAUGACAAAUACAACGUUAUUCAAUCGUAUCAUUUUCAUCGAAUUGUAUACGUCUUUCAUCGCUUUAUAAGCGAGAGCGCGACGAAGGUUGGUGUUCAGAUCAUUCGCUUGCUCGUCGCUUGCAGAAGAAGGCGCAUCAAGUAUUUAAAAAGACUUGCAUUUUGCUACAGAUCUGGAUUUCAAUUUCGAUCAAGUUUAAAAGCAAUUAUGGAUUCUAAACAAGUGGAUAUUCAGCAGCCCAUCGGGAAACAGCCCGACCCCAAGGAAGCUAAGCAGUUCACAACUGUUACCCACGUCGAAGGGGAAGUUGAACCGGCGGUUGAGACUGAGAACAAACCCUCAUUCCUUGAGAGUGUUCUUAGUACAGUAAAGCCAAGUUCAACUGAAAACAAACCAGAAAUAACCCAUGAAGAUAUUCAGAAAGCUGAUGCUAAAGUUGGAGAAUCGGCUCGUGGCUUGCUGGGCACUAUUCGCGACACUUACACCCAGAAGAAACACGACUUGAUGGAAACCGCUGCCGGAGCCAAGGAGUCUGUUGAGAGCACCGUAAGCGAAAGUCUCCAUAGUCUAUCGGAAACCGCAGCACAUGCACAGGAAUAUGUUAUGGACACACUUUCAGGUGGCAAACAAGCUGUCGUGGACACAGUGACUGGUGCCAAAGAUACGUCCGUAAAUGCUGCGACGGGUGCCAAAGACUACGUUAAGGAUACACUUAUGGGUGCGAAGGAUACAACUUAUGAUGCGGCUUCUAAAACCGGAGAGAAGUUGGAAAGUGCGCGUUCCAAAAUUGCCGAAAAAGGACAUGACGCAAAGGAGUACGUCAAAGAAUCGGCUAAAGGAGCUAAAGAUUCUCUUAAGGAAUCGGUUGCAGGGGCUAAGGAUACGAUCAAGGAGAAGGCUGAAGGAGCCAAAGAAUCCGUUUUAGGAGCUAAAGAUUCGCUUAAAGAAUCGGCUGAAGGAGCCAAGGAUACGAUGAAGGAAAAGGCUGAAGGAGCCAAGGAAACUGUCCAACAAUCGGCUGAAGGAGCGAAGGAAUCUGCCAAAGAGACCGGUUCCAACGUAACAGAAAGAGGCCGAGAGGGUGUAGAGUCAAUGAAGGAGUCUUCCGAGAAACCCGAAGGACAUCACGAAAGCAGAGGUAUUUUGGGAACACUCCGUGACAUGCUAACACCCGAAUUCGCUGAAACGCCAAAGGCUCCCGAAGGAACGAAAUCCAACGCAGACAUCGCCAAGGAAACCAAGGAAUCGGUAAAAGAAGACGCUACUGGCAUUAAAGAUACAGUGAUGGGAAAAGGGCGUGAAGCUAAGGAUGCAUUGAAAGAAAAGGCCACGGACGUUAAGGAAUCACUGCAAGAGACGGGCUCUAAUAUAUCGAAGAAAGGAAAAGAUGUCAAAGAAGGAUUCCAAAAUCUAGGCGAGAGGGCAGAAGAAAAACUGGAAGGUGCUCGAUCUAAUAUCGCGGAAAAGAAACAAGAAAAAGAAGCCGAGUUGAAGGAAGCGGAAUCGGAGGCACCUAAGAAAGGCAAAGGCUUUGUGGAGUCCAUUCGUGAUUGGGUACGACCUGCCACAGAGAAAGCUCAAGAUGUGGGCCAUUCGAUGAAAGAAGCCGCUUCUGAAACCGGUCAUGAUGUCAAGGAGUCAUCGAAAAAAGCUGGUUCCAAAAUUGCCGACAAAGGACAUGAAGUGAAAGAGUCGGCGAAAGAGACUGCUACCGGAGCUAAGGAAAAGUUAGAAGAUACCGGCUCGAGAAUUGCUGAGAAAGGACGUGACACGGCUGAAUCGGCCAAGGACGUUGCUUCUAGAGGAGUAGAAUCGGCUAAAGAGACAGGUUCCAAAGCCGCUGAUAAAGGACACGAAGCGAAAGAGAAGGUAAAAAAUGUCGCAUCGAAAGGAGUUGAGUCGGCCAAAGAAGCCGCUUCCAAAGCCACUGACAAAGGACGUGAUGUUAAAGAGUCGGCGAAAGACACCGCUUCUGAAGCUAAAGAGUAUGUAAAAGAUACUGGCUCUAGCAUGGCAGACAAAGGGCGUGAUGCGGUUGAAUCGGCAAAAAACUUGGCUUCAAGGGGAGUGGAUACGGCCAAAGAAGCCGCCUCUAAAGUAGCUGACAAAGGACAUGAUGCGAAGGAAUACGUGAAAGACGUCGGUUCCAAAAUCGCCGACAAAGGACGUGACGUUAAAGAUUCUGCGAAAGACUCUGUUUCUCGAGCUAAAGAGUAUGUCAAAGACACUGGGUCUAGCAUGGCGGAGAGAGGACGUGAUACAGUGGAGUCGGCUAAGGAUAUGGCUUCUAGAGGAGUAGAAUCGGCCAAAGAAGCUGGUUCGAAGGCUGCUGAUAAAGGACACGAGAUGAAAGAAUCUGCCAAAGAUAUGGCUUCUAGAGGAGUAGAAUCGGCCAAAGAAGCUGGUUCAAAGGUUGCUGAUAAAGGACACGAGAUGAAAGAAUCUGCCAAAGAUAUGGCUUCUAGAGGAGUAGAAUCGGCCAAAGAAGCUGGUUCGAAGGCUGCUGAUAAAGGACAUGAGAUGAAAGAAUCUGCCAAAGAUAUGGCGUCCAGGGGAGCAGAGUCAGCCAAAGAAGUUGGUUCGAAGGCCGCUGAAAAAGGACAUGAGAUGAAAGAAUCUGCCAAAGAAAUGGCGUCUAGGGGAAAAGAAUCAGCUAAGCAAACAAGCGAUGAGGUAGCUGGAAAAGGCCAUGAGGCCAAAGAAUCGAUGAAAGAAGCCGGUUCAAAGAUCGCCGAAAAAGGUCAUGAAGGAAAAGAAACGGCAAAGGAUUAUGCCUCCGCAGCCAAACGCUCAACUAACGCUGAAAAAAAAUCAGAGGAAGGAAAAUCGACUACAAAUAUUCAAGGAGUUCAAGAAUUUCCCAAGGAAACCGGCAGUAAGGAGAUAUGGAGCAGUGGAUCCGAAACGGCCAUUAAAAGCGGAAAAAUUGAUGAAAAGCCGGUCCUGGAGCACCGCGAAAUUUGGCAGGAACCCGAACAUGGCAAAUUGACAACCGAUACUAUUCGUGAUACACACACCUCAAGGAACGAGUGAUUUCGGGAGGCAGAGACAAACAUUGUUUAAGAAGGAUUUACAGAACUCUACUAAGAUAUUUUUUUUUCUCCCUUCGAACUCUCCAUUUAACUUUUCUCUUCAACUCUAUGGAAUUUUUCAAGUAAAAUGUCAAAUGAAUACAAAAAAACUGUUUAACCAAGUA